Tachysurus vachellii is the source of this 1938-nucleotide messenger RNA. RefSeq names its product cyclin Y-like 1 (gene ccnyl1). Bases 710 to 1729 code for a protein of 339 amino acids. NCBI's taxonomy places the organism in Eukaryota, Metazoa, Chordata, Actinopteri, Siluriformes, Bagridae. Gene Ontology annotation, molecular function: protein kinase binding; cyclin-dependent protein serine/threonine kinase activator activity. The record is from RefSeq and is a predicted model, not a curated record. Gene Ontology annotation, biological process: regulation of cyclin-dependent protein serine/threonine kinase activity; regulation of canonical Wnt signaling pathway. The transcript has 10 exons. Gene Ontology annotation, cellular component: plasma membrane.
AGGUGUGAUUUCUCGCCGCUGGAAUACCGGGAGUUUGUCCAUUCAUUUGUACUGGAGCGGAAGCGCGGACGCUGAGGCCUCGGCGCUGGGACUCGGGGGUCCGGUAACGAGCCCCGACUCUAUAACGGACUUUACCGGCUGAAACUGACAGGUUUAUGAGCGUAUCGUUACAUAUCGGCUCUACUGACGGAUCCAAAGCUCAGAACUUGUCUGUGUAGUGAGUUAAAGGGACCGACUAGUGAGUGUAGUGAGUUAAAGGACCGACUAGCCGCUAGCUCGCAUGCUAACUGACCGGUUCAGUAAUAAUGAGCAGUUAGCUGGCGGAAUUAGCGUCUCGGGCUACAUCACUAGAUGAGUUCGUGACGGUUCAUGUACAUGAAACCGAUACGUAGCUGUCAGUUUUUAUGGAGCCUUUGAUUAGACGGAAGCGGUAGGUGACGUCGUGGUCGGUAGUUAGCUGGAUUAAGUGAACCGUGCGCGCGCGCGCUCCCGUACCGUGUCCGAAUGAGUGUGCGCGCAGACGGAGCCCCGUUCCUCAUGUUGGCUGGUUAGCUUAAUAAACAGUGACUGUCUGUCUACUCAGCGAGCACCGAGACCAAUUUAUCCGGUGUCUAAGCCCCGUCUCACUGGUCUUUUAGAUGCAUCACUGAGGACGGUGUGAAUUUCACAGGAACUGACUUUUGGGGCUCGGCACUGAGCGCGGUGCAUCAUGGGAAAUACGGUGUCUUGCUGCGUGUCUCCCAGCGGAAGUCCGAAACUCCCGCGACCCACAGAGCGCCUCGAGGAUUACCAGUUACAUGCGGACCUGAGUGAAGACACCGGGCCGUACCUGCAGCAUAUAAGCGACCGGGAACUGCCUGAUGAUCUAGCUUUAGAGUCCAAUCCUUCAGACCACGCUCGUGCUAGCACCAUCUUCCUCAGCAAGUCGCAAACAGAUGUCCGGGACAAGCGGAAAAGCAACCAUAUAAACCAUGUCUCUCCUGGUCCCCUAUCCAAAAAAUACAGCUCGUGCUCGACGAUAUUCAUCGACGAUAGUACAGUCAGCCAGCCCAACCUGAAAAGCACGUUAAAAUGUGUUACUCUAGCAAUAUAUUAUCAUAUUAAAAACAGGGACUCGGACAGAUCACUGGAUAUAUUUGAUGAGAAGAAGCAUCCUCUGUCUAGGGACCAAGUUCCUGAUGACUACUCACGCACAGACCCCGAACACAAACUCAUCUACCGAUUCGUCAGGACUCUGUUCAGCGCCGCUCAGCUCACCGCAGAGUGCGCCAUCGUCACACUGGUGUAUUUGGAACGGCUUCUGACGUAUGCAGAGUUGGACAUCUGCCCAUGUAACUGGAAGAGAAUUGUCCUGGGUGCCAUCUUACUGGCCUCUAAAGUCUGGGAUGAUCAGGCCGUGUGGAACGUAGACUACUGCCAGAUCCUCAAAGACAUCACUGUAGAAGACAUGAAUGAAAUGGAGAGGCACUUCCUGGAGCUUCUUCAGUUCAAUAUCAAUGUUCCGGCUAGUGUCUACGCCAAGUAUUACUUUGAUCUGCGCUCACUGGCAGAUGACAACAACCUGAGUUUCCCUCUGGAGCCUCUGAGCAACGAGCGCGCCCAGAAACUUGAGGCGAUCUCCAGACUGUGUGAGGAUAAGUACAAAGACCUGAGCAGAUCAGCUAUGAGGAGAUCCUUCAGCGCCGACAACCUGGUGGGCAUCCGCAGAUCCAACGCCGUGCUCUCCUAAGACCGCCUCGGCUCCGGUUCCCUCAAACCUAACUUCAAUCUGUCUCCUUCCUGUCCUCCGGUAGAGGUCUCACCGAGCCGUCUCCUGCAACAACCAAUGAUCUGUCUACAUAGAAACAAAAACUGACUCAAGACUUUUUUUUCUUUUUUUUUUUUGCUUACUAUGUAGGCUACUAGCUGUGAAAUUUGUCAGUUUUUAAUUGAAAUCAA